AUGGACGCUCAAGACCGCGACAUUAUGUCCGCUGACUUUGGCGACAGCCCGUGGUACUGUGAUGCCGGGACGCUUACGUGGACGAGCCGACCUCGGCUCUAUUGGAUUACCUGGGAGCUUCAGGGCAUGAAAGGGGCUUCUCUCUCUGAUGGGAGCAGCGGCGCUCCUCGGGAGGUCAGGCUUGAAGCUUACCAAGAUUUGGAGGAGGUGUGCUGUGAAGGGUGGAUCAAGGUGGAUCCCUCACGGCCAUUUCCCACCUUCACCACAGCACGCCCAAGGGCCAAGCCGGGACACAAGCCGGCAGGGAUUCACACCUGCAACUCGCAAGACUUGGAACGGUGGGUGGCAGACCGUUAUCGGUUCCCCCCCUAUCAGUACACUUCCAAGAACCUCCUGGUGAACAAGCACGAUGUCUUGCGGUUGCCCACCAUUGAAGAGAAAGAGUACAUGCUCGGCUUCCCCGUCGGGUACACUUCCAGCUGUUCUCCGAAACAGCUCCGAGGGACCACGGCUCAUGCCGACACCAGACACACUCUGGUGGGAAACACGUGGAGCGUUCCCGUUAUCGCUUGGUUCAUCAGUCAACUGUGCGGUCCUCUCGGAUUGUGCCCCCUAUACACGCCUCAGCAAAUUGUGGAUUUCCUCAACCCCGUGCACCAGACGUUCCUGCAAUCGCGUCUCUGGCGAGCGCCUGUCAGGCCACUGCGGGGACCGGCCCCUGCAGCCUCGCCAAAUCUAGUGGCACAGCUCGGGCAACUGGUGAGCGUGAAGGGUGAAGAUAUUCUCCUCACCGCCGAUCCCAAUGCCGUGGAACUCAGACAGCAGAUGAAUGAGGCUGCGGUGAAGGUGCAGGCCCUGGAGCGAGGACGCAAGGCCCGCAAGCAGGUGGCUUCUGAAGCGGGCAGUAGCAAGCACGGCUCCUCUCGAGGAGAGGAUCAGCAGCAGUCCCAGCACUUCGUUACCUCUGUCUCCGACGCCCCGGCUGUCUCCGACGCCCCGGCUGAGCCGGAAACACCCAAGACACCCAAGGUGGAGAGAAGCCACUCCGCCGAGGGAUCGGAUGACGAAGCUGGCUUCGGCGAGGAUGAGCUCUCGCCCGUGACCCCGGCCAUUACCAUCGUGCAGCCCACCGGCGGCGAAGGGGCGUCCCAUCCUCCUUCCGAGCAGCCGGGGGGCCUCAGUUUGAAAUCCAUGGAGGUUUAG
Cladocopium goreaui is the source of this 1203-nucleotide messenger RNA. Lineage: Eukaryota; Dinophyceae; Suessiales; Symbiodiniaceae. The record is from the annotation of a GenBank genome assembly.